UGCUCCCGUCCGCGCUAACGCCGCGCUCCUGGCGCUCCACGCCGCAGCCGCGGAGCAAUGAUCAGUCCCGCGGGGCGGCCGCUGCGGGGCUCCGGGCGGCGACGCGGGGCUGGGGCGGGAGCCCGGGUGGGCCCGGUGCUUCCCGUGGACGCCCAAGUUUCCUGGUAGAGGGCGCAGCGCCCGGCGGGGCCCACGGAGCGGGGCGCGCGGGGGUCACCAUGCGGACUCUCCGCAGGUUGAAGUUCAUGAGUUCGCCCAGCCUCAGUGACCUGGGCAAGAGAGAGCCGGCCGCGGACGAGCGGGGCACGCAGCAGCGCCGGGCCUGCGCCAACGCCACCUGGAACAGCAUCCACAACGGGGUGAUCGCCAUCUUCCGGGGCAAAGGGCUGCCUGACCAGGAGCUGUUCAGCCUCAACGAGGGCGUGCGGCAGCUGCUGAAGACGGAGCUGGGGUCUUUCUUCACCGAGUACCUGCAGAACCAGCUGCUGACGAAAGGCAUGGUGAUUCUGCGUGACAAGAUCCACUUCUACGAGGGACAGAAGCUGCUGGACUCGCUGGCUGAGACGUGGGACUUCUUCUUCAGCGACGUGCUGCCCAUGCUGCAGGCCAUCUUCUACCCAGUGCAGGGCAAGGAGCCCUCGGUGCGUCAGCUGGCCCUGCUGCACUUCCGGAACACCAUCACCCUCAGCGUGAAGCUGGAGGACGCUCUGGCCCGCACCCACGCCCGCGUGCCGCCCGCCAUCGUGCAAAUGCUGCUGGUGCUACAGGGGGUGCACGAGUCACGGGGCGUGAGCGAGGACUACCUGCGGCUGGAGGCGCUCGUCCAGAAGGUGGUGUCGCCCUACCUGGGCACCUACGGGCUCUCGUCCAGCGAGGGGCCCCCCACACACCCCUGUAUCCUGGAGAAGCGUCUCCUGCGCCGCUCCCGCGUGGGGGACACCCUCACCAAGAACCCCGUGGUGCGCUCCAAGAGCUACAACACGCCACUGCUGAACCCCGUGGAGGAGCACGAGGCCGAGGCCGUGGCCGCCGGGGGCCCGGGCAUCCGCAGGCACUCCGUCUCCGAGAUGACGUCCUGCCCCGAGGCCCCGGGUCCGGGCCCCACCGUGGCCUUCAGAACCGCCCCAGCCCCCCACUCGGGGCCGUGGUCUGACAGACUGUAUCCCCCUGCCCAGCCCACCGAGCCGGGCCCAGGUGCGGCCCACGGCUCCCCGGCCACCCCCAGCCCUGAGAACCUGGUGGACCAGAUCCUGGGGUCGGCGGACUCGGGCUCUGAAGGUAUCUUCAUUGACUUUGGCCGGGGCAACGGCUCAGGCGCAGCCGAGUUCGUGGGGCCUGGGGGCCGGCAGAGCGUGGUGUGAGGGGCAGCGGCUGACCCAGCAGAGUGUGGUGUGAGGGGCAGCGGCAGCCCCGGCCUCCUCACAGCCCCGCGUGUGCGUGUCGGAAUGUGCGGGAGACUUUUUUACUCUGUCCUGCCCUGGUGGUCUUGCCACCGGGCUUGCUCACUUUGGCAUCCCCAACUGUCUGUUGGACCAGCCCCCCCAGGCCCCUGCCUGGCCAGGCCCACAGCACAACUCCGUCCUCGGGCAGCCGGGUUGGCAGCACCUCACACGGCGUGUCCCACGCGCACGGCCAGCCUCACAUGCAGGGGUCAGUGGGCCACUGUCCACCCCGCUGUCCACUCCAAGGCUGACCUUCUCGCAGAGGCCGUGGGUCCAGCCCGGCCGGGGUGGCGUCUGCAUCAGAUUUACCUCCCCCUCACCUCAGGCGCAGAGUGGCCUCUUGUAUGUCUGUUCAGAAUCUUUUGCCAGGGGUGGCUGUGGGGAUGCGGAGAGGGGGCAAUAAAUCUUGUCUGCUCCA
Choloepus didactylus (southern two-toed sloth) is the source of this 1860-nucleotide messenger RNA. RefSeq names its product proline rich 5 (gene PRR5). The transcript has 8 exons. Bases 219 to 1361 code for a protein of 380 amino acids. Lineage: Eukaryota; Metazoa; Chordata; Mammalia; Pilosa; Megalonychidae. The record is from RefSeq and is a predicted model, not a curated record. Gene Ontology annotation, biological process: TORC2 signaling. Gene Ontology annotation, cellular component: TORC2 complex.